AUCGCUAAAAUAAAAUCGUCGAGAGAAACCAACCUUUUUCCUCUCCUCUACCUCUCAGCUUCUGCUGGAUCUCUCCAGCAAACGAUCUUGUUUGGAGAGAUUCGUAGGGGACCGAUCGAUCAAGGCUUCUCGGGCAAACAGAAAUGGACCACGACAAGACAGGAUGCCAAAGCCCACCUGAAGGUCCCAAGCUAUGUGUCAACAACUGCGGUUUCUUCGGAAGCGCUGCCACAAUGAACAUGUGUUCAAAGUGUCACAAGGCUAUGUUGUUUCAACAAGAGCAGGGGGCUAAGUUUGCAUCUGCAGUGUCUGGAAUAUCAUCAUCGACCAACAUCAUGAAGGAAACCCUUACUGCUGCGUUGGUUGAUGGCGAAACCAAAUCUGUCGAGCCGAUGGUUGUCUCUGUACAGCCAUCCUCUGUCCAAGCCGUUGCAGAGGUAAUUGCACCAGAAGAAGCUGCAAAGCCAAAGGAAGGACCAAGCCGAUGUACAACUUGCAAUAAACGGGUAGGCUUGACUGGAUUCAAGUGUCGCUGUGGUAACCUCUUCUGUGGGACACACCGGUAUGCAGACAUACAUAACUGCUCCUUCAAUUACCAUGCUGCUGCGCAAGAAGCUAUAGCUAAAGCAAACCCGGUUGUGAAGGCAGAGAAGCUUGACAAAAUCUGAAACUCGAAACUCUGUUUUCAGGUACACCGUAUGUUUCCUUUAUCCUGUCUGUGUCUGGUUCAAGGUGUCUCUCAUGUUAAAAAAAGGGUUUUACAUAUGGUCGAACGAACAAAAGCGUGGGUUGAUCUUUAGCUUCUUCCAUCUCUCUGCAAUAUUUGUGGUGUGAAAGUUUCUAUUAUCUGUGUUUGCAAGCAGAGAAAUGUGCUCUUAAAAAUGUAUGCUUUGAUGUGUUUCUCUUAUUAUUUAUGAGCACUGUGUUUAUGUUUCCCGUAUGGUCUGUAUCAUACUGAGAUUGUAUCUGUAGCUAUAUUGAAGCUUAAAUGCUUAUGUUUGUCCUUCAAUGGAGGUUUUAGGUCUCAG
This is a messenger RNA of Eutrema salsugineum, 1028 nucleotides long. RefSeq names its product zinc finger A20 and AN1 domain-containing stress-associated protein 2. The transcript is spliced from 3 exons. The coding region runs from base 144 to 668 and encodes 174 amino acids. Gene Ontology annotation, molecular function: DNA binding; zinc ion binding. NCBI's taxonomy places the organism in Eukaryota, Viridiplantae, Streptophyta, Magnoliopsida, Brassicales, Brassicaceae. The record is from RefSeq and is a predicted model, not a curated record.